CCUUUGUGCUAUUUCGGACUUUAAAUAACAAAACACCCAAAUAAGAAUCACAUAGAAUCGAAGAUAUCAAAACUACCUCACAGCUUUGCUGGUAAAAUCACAAUUUCACUGGAUUGUAGUAAAUACUUAAAUAUAUUAUUCUACAUUAAUUUCACAAUCCUGUAUUAUCUGUUAGUAUUAUCUAUAGGAAGUACAAAAAUGAUUUAUAAAAUUAUUUGCGUAAACGUUUUAUCUAUUUAUUUGUUCAACAGAUUUGGCAUCGUGGUAGGGCUAAACUUAUCUGGUACCGAUGUUUAUUGAUUCUUAAAUGCAUUAAAUCAUUUUAGUGUUCCGAAGUGAGUAGGAAUAUUGGACCAUUUUAACUUUGCAUUAGAAGCACCUAUGAUGAUAUGGAGGUAAACGAAAUUGAUUGCCUAGAAUGAGCCCGACGAAGACCGAAACAAAAAGAGGAUGCGUCCGACCGCCACAUUUCGAUAUACUAUGGCUCCCAAAAGCGGCUAUAAAGUCGAUGGAGGGCGACUCGUCCGAUUGCGUGUUGGUGGUCGGCGUGUCAAGACCAAAGAUGGCGUUAGCAAUACUCACAAUCAUGCUGAUCUCGCUUUUCUUCACCUUCCAUUUGAUCUACGACAGUGCCCUUAACAGUCUCCAGACAAAGAACGUCGAACAUGCAAGGCCUCCAGUUCUUCUUCUUUCCAGAAGGUUAUAUCCAGCAGCAGCCAGAAGAUUACCGCAGGCUAUUAUUAUGGGAGUAAGAAAAUGUGGUACCAGAGCACUAUUGGAAAUGUUGUAUUUACAUCCGAUGAUUCAAAAAGCAGCUGGAGAAAUACAUUUUUUCGAUCGAGACGAGAAUUACUUUAAAGGCUUGGAAUGGUACAGAAUGCAGAUGCCUCACUCGUAUCCGGGACAAAUAACUAUUGAAAAGAGUCCUAGUUACUUUGUCACACCAGAAGUCCCCGAACGUAUCCGAGCCAUGAACGCCAGCAUAAAAUUGCUCCUGAUAGUUCGCGAACCCGUCACUAGAGCUAUUUCGGACUACACUCAACUUAGAGCUAACGCAGCAACUGCUUCCCCCGCCCUUCCGACUCCCCCGCCGAAAUCCUUUGAGCAAUUGGCGCUCUAUUCUAAUGGGUCCAUCAACGAGGCCUAUCGACCUCUGGCGAUCUCGCUGUAUCACAACUACAUGCACAGGUGGUUAGAAGCUUUUACUAGAGACCAGCUUCUAAUAGUCAACGGAGAUCUUUUAAUCGAGGACCCCGUUAGUCAAAUUCAAAAAAUCGAGAGGUUUUUGGGUAUAGAACCCAGAAUAGGAACCCAUAAUUUUUAUUUUAACGAAACUAAGGGCUUUUACUGCCUUAGGAAUGAGACAUCAGACAGAUGUCUAAGAGAAACCAAGGGCAGGAAGCAUCCUAGAGUCGAUCCUGAAGUCAUUUCACGGCUCAGGAAAUAUUUCGGGGAACACAACCAAAAAUUCUACGAACUGGUAGGGGAAGAUCUCGGUUGGCCGGAGGAAUAAUGUUGAUUUAGUUUUUAGGUUAGUUAAAUUGUAAUUUUUUAUACGAAGAAUUGACCGAUUUUCGGUAAAAUAUUGAAAGUAUCCAUGGUAUUUUUAUAAUUAAACUUAAAAAAAAAGUUAAAAAUAUAUUUAGUAAUUUUUAUUUCAUAGUUAAAUAGUUUGCUUUCUUACGUGAUGUAAAAUAGGGAGCUUAAGG
Psylliodes chrysocephalus is the source of this 1709-nucleotide messenger RNA. The record is from the annotation of a GenBank genome assembly. Lineage: Eukaryota; Metazoa; Arthropoda; Insecta; Coleoptera; Chrysomelidae.